Molecule: messenger RNA, 4345 nt
Organism: Linum trigynum
Lineage: Eukaryota; Viridiplantae; Streptophyta; Magnoliopsida; Malpighiales; Linaceae
Source: the annotation of a GenBank genome assembly
CAAACGUUAGAACAUGUUUAUGCUUGGGAGACACCUAUUGCUAGACAAUUAGCUAGGAAUUCUUUUAUGAGGUGUAUCGUGUCCCACGGCGACAUAUCUUGCACCAUGCUUGUUAGGAUGAACUGUAAAACUUUCCAGAAACUUUGUACACUUCUUAGAGAUGUGGGAGGCCUUAGGUGUAGUUGGAACAUUGAGAUAGAUGAAAUGGUGGCCAUCUUCCUUUACACCAUAGCCCAUAACGAGAAAAACCGUCAACUCCAAGUUACCUUCCGUCGUUCAGGAGAAACAAUCUGUAAGGUAAUCAAAACUGUUCUUAAUUCAGUUUUGAAACUUCACUCUCUUUUACUUCGCAAACCCAAGCCUGUUCUCGAGGAUUCUGACGAUCCAAAAUGGAAGCACUUCAAGGUAUAUGGUCUUUUACAUGUGCGAAUAUGUUAUUUCUCAACAUUGUAAACUUUUGACAGUUGCUGGUUUUUUGUUUUAGAAUUGCCUUGGGGCACUUGAUGGAACAAUAGUUAAUGUACGUGCAACGAAAGAGAAUCAAUAAAGAUAUCGUACUCGAAAGGGAACUAUUGGAAUGAAUGUCUUGGGGGUUGUUGACCAGAACAUGGAGUUCAUUUACUGUUUGGCAGGCUGGGAAGGGUCGGCUCAUGAUGGGAGAGUUUUGAGAGACGCCUUGAUUAGGCCAAACGGUUUAAAGGUACCUAGAGGUAAGUUUGAUUGGUUUCUUCUCUAUAUUGUAAUUACAUUAUUCCUCAAUUUGGUAAAUUUCCAAAACUUACAGCCUGCUAAUGAUGACAGGUUUUUAUUAUCUAUGUGAUGCCGGUUACAGUAACUGUGAGGGGUUCUUAUCUCCUUUUCGAGGUCAACGUUAUCACCUAAAAGAUUGGGGUGGGAGACGACCAAGAACACCUGAAGAAAUGUUUAAUAUGAGGCAUUCAACUGCAAGAAACGGCGUAGAGCAAGCAUUUGGCAUAUUGAAGAUGCGUUGGGCAAUAUUGAGAGAUACCACCUUGUUUUCAACGAAAAUGGUUACAAAAAUAGUCAAUGCUUGUUGUCUGCUGUAUAACUUCAUACGUGGAGAGGUUGGUGUUGAUGUGUUUGAGAGGUUGUACGAAGAUGAAGAAGAUGAACCAGAAGUUGUCGAUGAAGAACUCAUACUCCAUAUCCAGCCUUCAGUAGAAUGGUCAGAGUUUAGACAAAAAUUGGAUGCAGAUCUGUGGGCUGCUAGGCCUUGGGCUACUAAUUGAUGGGAGGGUAGUUAGGUUCAUAAUACCAUUUUGUGUAUUUUCCCCCUUUUUGUGUAUUGAACGUGUGUAAGGGGCUGGAAAGUGUUGUAAGGGUUGGUUGAACAUGUAAGCUUGUGUGUAAGAACAUUUAUGAUUUUGGAAAUGACAAAACAGUGUGUAAGCUUUUGAAUUUAUUGUUAUAAGCCUGCCAGUGGGUGUAUGAUCAUUUAUUAUUUCUUAACUAUUGUACUGAUAGUGUAGGUAGAGCUGGUUGUUGGUCGAAAUUAAUGUUUAGCUCUAUUUAAUUGGUAGUGCAGUGCUGGUUCAUUGCAGGAGAAAAGGUUUGGUCAGUUUAUUUUGUUCCUUCUGUUGCUUCUAUUUUUAUUAUUUCAGUUUGUUCAUUCUCGACAGCUUGUAAGCUCUUUGAAGCUUAUUCUUUCUUUCCAAACUUGUUCAUUUUCUGCAGACUAUUCCUUUUGCAGCUUGUUCCUUCUGUUUUUGUAAUUUCAUUUUGUUCAUUCUUUGCAGCUUGUUCUUUCUCUGCAAACUUGUUCAUUUUCUGCAGAUUAUUCAUUCGCUAUCAACUUGAUUGUUAUGUGUAUAUUGAUCCUCUUGGUUUACCUUGUUGGUUUUCAUGUUACGUUGCAGGUUUAGCAUACUAAACAGCUAAGAGAUGGCAGCUAAUCAGGGUGUUGAUGAUGAGGUUAAUGGUGCUGGGCUGGGGAGGCAAAGGGAGUACAAAUCAUGGACGGACCACCAUGAUGUAGUCUUCAUCGAAUGCUUGCUCGACCUUGUUCAAUCAAAGGAGGUUGAAUCAGGGAACUUGAAGAAUGGUGGAUUCAAGAAACUUGAUGCUAUGAUGGCGAAGAGGAUUCCAGGUUUCAACUUGAAUGUCAAGUCAAGGCACCGCUGGUUCAAGAACAAAUAUAAUGCCAUAUAUGAUGUACAGAAUGGGAGCUGCAGUGGUUUUGGCUGGGAUGAGUCCAAGAAACUUAUUAUUGCUGAUGAUGAUGUUUUCAAGGAGUGGGUUAAGACUCAUUCCCACUUUUCUGGCCUCAACAGCAAGUCAUUUCUUUACUAUGACCAGCUAGGAAGGAUAUUUGGAAAGGAUAGAGUAGUGGGUAGUCAGGCCGGGUCAGCAGCUGAUAUGGAGGCUGAGGGUCGUGUUCGACGAGCAUUAAGUGAGGAUCCCAUCAUGUAUGAUGAUGAAACUAGUCAACGUGUGCUGGAAGAGAUGAUAAAUGAAGGCAUUAACCAUAGGGACUUGCUUGAUGUUCCAGAAUCAGGACGUGCUAAGUCACCAAAAGCAAGUGGAAGCAACAAAAGGUCGAAAACUGAUAAGAAAUCUUCAAGCAGUCUUGCUAUAGCUACUGAAAUAGAAAAAAUGCUUCCUCUCAUGGAGAAGACUACAAUGAAUAUAGAAAGGAUGGCAAAUAGCUUUUGUCAUGAAGAUCCAUUGAUGAUUAGGAGAGGUACUUUGUUUGAGGAGCUGUCUAAGGUCGAAGGUUUGUCACAAGAUCAAGUGAUUACAACUGCUAUGGUUCUUGUGAAGGAUGAUAGGAUUGCCCAACUCUAUUACCAACUGCCUACAGAUGAAGAAAAGCUUCACUUUCUGCUUCGUCUCAUCAACUAAUCUAUCUAUCCUAUCUUAGACAAUUAAAAGCAUGAUCUGUAAUCACUUGAUCUGGCAGCCAUCCAUAUUUUGUAAGCUCACUUGAUCUGUAGUCACAUGAUCUGGCAUGAUCUAUAAUCUGUAAUGGCUAAGUGGAGAAUGGGAGCUAUCUACAUUUUGUAAUCACUUGUAUCCAAAAUGCUUUUGGGAUGCACUAGAAAUGAAUGUUCAGGAUAAGUCUUUUUAAAAGGUUUAGCCGUUCUCUACGUUCUAUUUUGGCAUCCAUGUUCAAGCUGGUUUUUUGGUUUCUUAACACAUCCUGGUUUAACAGAAAAAGAACAGCAGCAACAUUUGCAUUUCAACAACAAGCUUCAUACAUUUUUUUUUUUUGGUUGAAGCAAGCUUCAUACAUUACACAUCUCUAACAUGCAUUACAAAAGACAACAACAAGUACAUUGAUCAUACAAAAGACUGAAGCUGCAAGUGCACAUGAAUUACUCUCUGCAGCAUUAGGCCUAACACAACAGACUCUACAAAACCCAACCUAGCUCUAAUCAUAUCGAGUUCCUCUUUCAUAGGCGUACACAGAUCUUGUUCUGUGCAAUUUUUAUUUUCCAGCUGUAAGUUUCCCACCAGUAGUUGAGCAAGUAACUCUUGAAGUUCAUUGUUCCAUUUGCUAAGGGAAAAAUUCUCUUCCCUAAAACGUGUGUUAUCCAUCUUCAAACCACUGAUCAAGACUUUAUACUUUUGUUUCUUCUUCUCAAUUGCCACCUGUAUAUCUUGCCACACGAAAAAAUCACAAGGAUUCUCCGACUGGAAACGUAAAAGGCUCAGUUAGUUAAGCAAGCCACAAGUGAAAUUUAGCGAAGCACAACAUGCAAAAAGAAUACAGAAGUGCACUGAUAAUUGAUCCAAACAAAGAAAUCAGAUGUUUACUUCCAUAAAAAAAAGAAACGAGGUGUUUACUUUGAAUGCAGCAACUUUGCUAGUCGAAUUGCAUCUUCUUGUCCUUAAACUAGAGUAAAUUUUGGCAGGAGCUGCUUUAUGACAGGUGUGAUCACAAUGUCUGCAUUUUCUUUCCCAAUAAACUCUCGGUUGCAUACACAAUGUGGUUCAUAGUAAAGAGUGGAUUGUUCUUGUGGAGAAAUGACAAGGUAUCUGAGAAAGCAAAACAUAUCACAUCUCAGUUAUUCAUUGAAGUGGCAGAUAUUAAUUACCUGCUUCGGAUUCCAUUUUCGACAGCGGAAGAACUUCCGAUUCGGAUUACCAGGCGUAUGGGAUGUCCUAUUGAUUGCGAGAUAUCCACACUUGCACUUGACCAAAAUCGUUACGUUCUCACCAGGAUGUUGGCGGAUUCGUCGGGAGCUCAUUUGGCUGCAGUAAGGUCACCUUCUCCUUCUUUUUAACAAUAUUUUUUUCUCCUCUGAAAUGGCUUAUAUUUUGUGCUGUAAAGGCAAACGAGAGUUGGAGGAGAAAGAGAAAUCAAUGAAGGGUAAUUGUGACU